AUGACUUCAUCCAUCACGCCGCAAGACGUCGCCCAGCCGCUUACAGACUUCACACUGAUCGGCCACAACACCUACCUCUGGACUUCUAAAUCCUACACGCCGCCCUCCUCCCCCCUCAUCCUCCUCUUCGCCUGGAACGCCGCAGCCGCACGCCACAUAGCCAAAUACACAAUCUCAUACCAGCGACUCUUCCCCACGUCCCAAAUCCUGCUCAUCCGGUGCUACACCUCAGACAUGUUCACGCGCAGCGCGCGCUACGCCUAUCUCCUAGCACCCGCACUGGACGUCACGCACGCGCACGUCUCAGCCAGGGGCGAGGUGCUGGUGCACAGUUUUUCCAACGGUGGGGGGAACCAGGUGAAUGAGUUUGCCAAGGCGUGGAAGAGCGCGUAUGGUGCGUGUCUGCCUAUGCGGUGCCAGAUUAUGGAUUCCAGUCCAACCAAGGGGCCGUGGAUGAAGAGUUAUGCUGCGAUAACUGCGGGGCUGCCGAGAUCGGUGUUCUGGAGGUGGUUUGGGGGCGUGCUGGUGCAUUUUUUGCUGUUGUGCACGUUCUUGGUCAAUGUGAUUAGAGGGCGGGAGAACAAGAUGGUGGUGUUGUGUCGUGAGAUGAAUGACGAGGGCAUUUUUGAUAAGAGUGUGCCGAGGCUGUACUUGUAUAGUCGCGUGGAUCAGAUGGUUGGGUGUGAGGAGGUGGAGGAGCAUGCUGCAAUUGCGAGGGGGAAGGGGUGGGAUGUGACCAUGGUGAGGUUCGAGCGGAGUGCGCAUUGUGGGCAUAUUAGGGAAGACGAGGAGAAAUAUUGGGACGCUAUUCUGCAGGCUUGGAAGUCUGGUAAGAGUGGACGAAUGUUGCAUUGA
Molecule: messenger RNA, 855 nt
Organism: Ascochyta rabiei
Lineage: Eukaryota; Fungi; Ascomycota; Dothideomycetes; Pleosporales; Didymellaceae
Exons: 1
Coding region: 1-855 (284 amino acids)
Source: RefSeq, a predicted model, not a curated record